GAGCCACAGCGACAAAGAGAGUUCAGCCUUCUGCAUUACUACAAAGUGUUGGGGAGAUUAAACCCCUGAACAAAGGGACUUGGUAGACUUUAUCUUCACUUAUAUUCUUAACUUUGUACUGCAUGACAAGAAGAUGACAAAUCUUUCAGCUGUUUUACUUUCUUUCAUGACUGCACAGACUUUCACAGUGAUUGGGGCUCAGAUGUGUCCUCGGCGAUGCCUGUGUCCUGCCGAGGUUCCAGUCUGUCUCUCUGGGGUGCCCCUGGUCCUGGAUGACUGUGCCUGCUGUCUGGUUUGUGCAGGUCAAAAAGGCCAAGCGUGCUCAGAGAUGAAACCCUGCGACACAGUUAAAGGGCUGCAGUGUGAUUACUCAGUGGAUGUUCACAAGAGAACUGGCAUCUGUGCGGUCAGUGUGGGUAAUGUGUGCGUUUUGGAGGGUUUAGUCUACCAGCAUGGCCAGAUCUUCUUCCCAAGCUGUAAAUACCAGUGUGUGUGCCAGAAUGGUCAGAUAGCCUGCAUUCCUCGCUGCAACCUGGAUGUUAUGCUCCCUGGGCCCGACUGUCCAAUCCCACGCAAGGUCCAGGUUCCUGGAGAAUGCUGUGAGAAGUGGGUGUGUGAGCCCCAGACUGAAGCAAGUGCACUGGGUGGCUUUGCCAUGGCCGCCUUUCGUCAAGAAGAAACUGUCGGUUUUGGAAGCUGGGAGCCCAGGCUGAACUGCAUUGAGCAGACCACAGAGUGGGGGGCCUGCUCUGAGACAUGUGGCAUGGGGGUCUCCACCAGGGUCACAAACAAGAACAGCCGCUGUGAGAUGGUGAAGCAGAGUCGGCUGUGCAUGAUUAGACCCUGUGAAGACCUGCAGGGACAAUUGACUCAGGUUGCACUAAUGCAGAGAGGCAGGGGAUGCCAGAGGAUGGUGAGGAGCGACAAAGCUGUUCACCUUGAGUAUAAGAACUGCACCAGUGUUCUGGCCUACAAGCCUCGCUACUGCGGCACCUGCACAGACGGGCACUGCUGCACCCCCCACAGAACCAAGACCACUCUGGUGAAGUUCCAGUGUUCAAACAACACAAUCAGCCCCAAGCCAGUCAUGGCAAUCCUAACCUGUGUCUGCCACACCCAUUGCCCUAGAGACAAUGCUGCAUGGGAGCCAUCGCCGCUCCUAUACGGUGGCAUGACAGGAAGAUGAGUCCAGGUUGUAGCUAACGACAAAAUAAUUGCCGUAUUGAUUCCUGAAUAUUAACAUCCAGCAAAAUAUUUAAUGCUGCCAAUAAUAUAUAUAUAAAAAGGAAAAGAAAAGGGGAAAAAAGACUGACCCAAACUAUGGCAAAAGCAAACUUAGGGCUGCCAGACCAGCAGAGGUCUGGAUAGACAUCAAAGGUUAAUAUUUAAGUUUAUGAUGAGCCUUCAUUUAAAAUCUCAACUGAGAUUUAUAAUUAACUUGAAAAUUAACUCAAAAAAUUGGAAUAUUAUUUAACAUUUUAAGGAUAUGGAAUAACUGAUGACUUUGCUAGCUGUAUAAACUGAAUUCAUAAUCCAUUCAUUUCUGCUGAGGUUUUUGUUUCUUUUUAUGCCGUAUAACAGCAAAUUAAAUGGUUUCUGACACAAAUGUCCACGUAUAAUUGUGAGCACAACCAAUGUAUUUGGGCCUCAUUCCCAGCUCCUAUGGGUUCAUCACUGAGAUAACUAACUGAGCAGCAGGUGAACCAUGAUAUUUUAGGUAAAUACCUAACAACUCAACAAACAAAUUAAAAUACAUAUUACUAAUGUUGUGGCAACUGGUGAGUCAAACUUAACUGGGCACCACAAAUAAAUUAACACUGUUCAGGCCUGUCAAAACAGUGAUAAAAUUUGGCAUCUGAGGUCAUUUUGAAGGAAUGUUCUGACCUAGAACACAAAGCGAAUUAUACAUUCCUGUAUCUCUGCAGGAGAGAAGUUUCAUUUUAAAUGUAACUGAGUUACAUCCUGUGGACAAAAAUAAUCAGUAUGAAUUAUCACUGAGUUCUAUAGAAGCACUUAGGCUGUCCUGUCAAAAGGGCUGCAUUGUUUUUCUUAACAGAUUGUGCUUGAUAGGUGUUUGUAAGUCGUAUUUUUUUUAUUAUUAUUAUUUUAAAAUAUCACUUAAAUAGCUAACGUGUAAAAAAAACAACAACUUUCUAUUCCUAAAAUGAAAAUUGUGUUUAUCCCGAAGGAAGAAACUACAGACUUAAUGCACUGCCAAAAAAGCAACACAAUCUUGAAUCUUUUUUUUUAAUCUUUAUUUAUAUGCUGUUAUUCACUCUGAUAAAUUAGAAAGACCUUCAGAUGCAAGAUUUGUGAAAGAGGUACAAUUAGUUUCACUAAAAACUCUUUAUCUACAGAUCGCAUAAGUUGUUGUUCUCCAAAAUGUAAUCUGACAAAACAAGUCCAAUAAGAAGACAUAUUCUAAUUUACUGAACAUGACUGUAUUUGUGUAUAUGUAUGUUGUACAUAGCAAAUUCUAUAAAAAGUUGAUUAAGAUUAAUAUUAUUUUCCAUCGAUUAUACAAUCAAUAUCAAACAUCAGUUCUCAAAAGUAUAAAAAAAUGUAAAAUUUAAAAGCAGUCAAAAAUUCAACAGAAACAGAAGAUAUAAAAAGUAACAAAGUUGACAAUGUAAAUCUAACAUAUGGUUUGUUUCUUAUUGAUUGCUUAAGUAAAUAAUCUGAUGGCAGAGAACAUGCAAAGUGGCCCAGGUGGUUCAUAUCUGUUUUAAUCUGCCCCUAUUAGUAGGGAAUGUAAAAUCCAAAUAGAUGUCAUUGUUAUAAUAAAAAAACGAAGACACCAGUGUGAAA
This is a messenger RNA of Gambusia affinis (western mosquitofish), 2808 nucleotides long. RefSeq names its product CCN family member 3-like. Gene Ontology annotation, cellular component: extracellular matrix; extracellular region. Gene Ontology annotation, molecular function: integrin binding; heparin binding. The record is from RefSeq and is a predicted model, not a curated record. The transcript is spliced from 5 exons. The coding region runs from base 134 to 1186 and encodes 350 amino acids. NCBI's taxonomy places the organism in Eukaryota, Metazoa, Chordata, Actinopteri, Cyprinodontiformes, Poeciliidae. Gene Ontology annotation, biological process: cell adhesion; signal transduction.